AAAGCUCAACCUAAGUAGUUCAGAUUUUCCUUUCAAAAAUAUUCCCAGCUUUAAGCAAACGCAAUUGUUACUCUCUCACACAAAACAUUUAAAUUACUAAUAAAGGCUGCAUCAUGAAUCUGGAGUACUUCAGCGAGGGCCUCGACUACCUGAUGUACUGCGGCAUGAAGCUUUCGCCGGAGCAGCGCAUCCUGAUUGAGAACUCACUGAUCGCCUUGCAGAAUGACAAUCGCUUCUCGGGCAUGUAUUUGUGGGGUCGCAUUACGGCCACCAAAAAUGAUUACUAUAUUGCUUUUGGCUUUACCAACGAUUGCUUGAAGGAUCGCAAGUACUUUUACAGUCUGGAUCAGUUUCAGUGGCAACUAUUGCCCUUUGUCCAAAGCCCCAAUAUAUUUCAGGCAACAAUAUUGGCCAGGGAGCCAUUUAUAGGGGAUCCCAGCAUACAGACCUAUGUUAAGUUGGAUCCCACUUUUAAUAUCGUAGGCAACCAAGUGGCAGGCAUCGGUUGCCCUGAAGUGGUCAAGCUCAAGGAGGAGGAACGCCUGGCGGCCAUAGUAUUUAUAAUCACCGAAGAAUGCGCCAUUUGUCCCCGUGGAGCCUUCUACAAGAUGACCGAUGGCCGCGUGAUACCCAACCAGAUGUUUAGAGGCCUAAACAACCUGCAGAUAGAUAACCAGUCUUAUUACCAGCUGUUCCGUCUGCCCCGCAAUGAUCUCAAAGUGAAUUUGGCCAAGAGGAGCGACUAUAACUAUGCUAUUGACUUUCUGGACACCAUUGACUGCGUCAUUCCGCUGGGCCAGGCCUUUGCCUUGAAUUUGCAAAAAAACGAACGACUGGUGGUGAUCAAGUCCUGCCUUUGGAUGGGCAUGACCUUCUUUCACAAGAUUGACUCCCAUAAGCAUGGAUUCCUCUACUUGGGAGAUGGCAAAAAGAACUUUGAUUUGCUUUUCAUGUAUUAACUUUGACAAUUGAUUAAUAAUUAUGAUUAUUUCCUGCA
Drosophila kikkawai is the source of this 997-nucleotide messenger RNA. RefSeq names its product Radial spoke head protein 9 (gene Rsph9). Gene Ontology annotation, cellular component: axoneme. Lineage: Eukaryota; Metazoa; Arthropoda; Insecta; Diptera; Drosophilidae. Gene Ontology annotation, biological process: motile cilium assembly; cilium movement involved in cell motility; axoneme assembly. The record is from RefSeq and is a predicted model, not a curated record.